UGUAACCACAAACACAAAUAGAUAGCACAGUCAAAUUUAUCAAGUUAACGAGGUGACAUAAUCCCACAUAAAAGCAAGUAAGGAGAUAUAAGGUUUAUCAACUCAACAAAGGCCAUUUCAGGACCGGAAGUGACCAGUGGGCUCCUCAAGACACUUCCGCUCUUAAGGAGGACAGGAGAAAAAAAAAAGCUCGUGCCUCCAUCCUGGUAUUUGCCUUCAUCCUGGUCACUGCGAAGUCCCCGUACCCAAAACAGGAAACUGAGCAUGAACCCACGAGAUGUCCCAGCCACUGUGACCUUCGAAUCUGUCAAUUCUGUCACAUUUACUCAGGACACAGAUGGAAACAUAAUCCUGCACUACCCUCAAAAUGAUGGGGAGGACUUGGGCUCUGAUGAGGCCUCUGAACCAGCUCACAAACGCCCGCGAUUGUCCAAUGAUGACGCAGAAGACCCUCAGGAUUCUACUUCAGCAGAGUACUCUGUUGUCACCUUACCAAUUACAGAAGGUGAUGAAAGUUUUGAGGUGACAAUGACUGCUACAGAGAUGAGAGAAGGGGAGCUGGAACAGGACGAUCCUUCUCAGACGCAGAAUGAGGAUUCUUCUGGCCUACAGAAAGCAGAAGAUGUAUCAGCUGUCAGUCAAGCCUGGUUCACUACGAAAGAAGAUAAAGACACACUGGUUAAUAAGGGUCACAAAUGGAAACAGGGUAUGUGGUCAAAAGAGGAGAUUGAUAUUUUGAUGAGUAACAUAGACAACUACUUGAAGAACCGAGGGAUCCAGGACCCUGCAGAGAUCAUCUUUGAAAUGUCCAAAGAGGAGAGAAAAGAUUUUUACCGCAGUAUAGCGUGGGGUUUGAACAGACCACUAUUUGCAGUUUACAGAAGAGUACUACGAAUGUAUGACAACCGAAACCACGUUGGCAAAUACACUGAUGAGGAGAUCAAUAAACUGAAAGAGCUAAGGGAGAAACAUGGGAAUGACUGGGCUACCAUCGGGGCAGCGCUUGGACGAAGUGCUUCUUCUGUGAAAGAUCGCUGCCGACUCAUGAAGGAUACAUGCAACACCGGCAAAUGGACAGAGGAGGAGGAGAGAAAGUUGGCAGAGGUGGUCCAUGAGUUGACUGGCACAGAGGCUGGUGAUGUUGUUACUCAGGGCGUCUCUUGGGCAUCUGUAGCAGAACUCGUUGGCUCUCGCUCGGAGAAACAAUGUCGUUCUAAAUGGCUCAAUUAUCUUAACUGGAAACAGAGCGGCGGCACAGAAUGGAGCAAAGAAGAAGAUAUUAACCUUGUUCGUAGGAUAACUGAGCUGGAUGUAGAGAAUGAGAAUGACAUUAAUUGGGAUACUCUAGCUGGUGGGUGGAGCAGCGUUCGCUCGCCUCAGUGGCUCCGCAGCAAAUGGUGGACCAUCAAAAGACAAGUGGCCAAUCACAAAGAACUUCCCUUUCCUGUUUUGUUGAAAGGCCUGCAGGAUGUUGUGGAAGCUCCACCGUCUACAGUGAACAAAAUCGUGGUGGUUGGUUCACAUUCCGCAAAUGCUCCACCCAGCCCUGUUACUGCACUGCACAUCCCAGUCCAGAUUCCAGUCCAGAUCACGCAUGUCUCUUCCUCAGAUGGUGCAAGUGGCACCUCAGACAGUGAAACGAUCACACUGAACUCUGGAGCUUUACAGACAUUUGAAUUACUACCCUCAUUUCACCUGCAGCCCACUGGUACCCCUGGCACCUAUUUUCUCCAAACAGGAACCAAUCAGAGCUUCCCACUCACACUCUCAGCCAAUCCCACGGUCACACUCACAGCUGCAGCUUCACCAUCUUCCCCAGACCAGAUUAUUUUACACAGCCUCACAGCUGACACUGAAAAUGUGACAGUUCAGAUGUCUCACCCGGGCAUCAUUAUCCAGACAGUAACCUCAGAAGACCUCUCUGACCCUCUUAGCCAAUCAGAGCUGGAAGCAGAGCAGGAGCUUGUGAAGGAACAGCCUUUGGACAACCCAAACAACUCCAGGGAAGAGGAACACGGUGAACUGAGUUCAAAAAAUGCACAAGUAGAAAAGAGAACAGUGGAAGAUUCAGGAAUCGUUGAAGGAGCCGUGCUUAUGGUUCCAUCCCAGAGAAACUUUAUUCCCUCUAGUGAAGAUAUCGGCACAGAUUCUGUCUUGCCCCUUGGAACACUGACAGAUCCCAUUUUGGAAAACCAGGAGGAGGGUUCAGACUGAACGUUCACUGACCUGAAAAAUGGAAUAGUUGCCGUAUUAAGCAGGAUGCCCAAUCAGUCAGACUUCCACUUUCAGGAAAAUCCAACAAUAAUGUUACCGAUAACUUAGUAACGUGUGUUGAAUAGGUUUUGCUAUCAAAGUCGCAUUACAAUGGUGGGUUUGGAUUCAAGCAUGUGAAAGUGGUCUGGAUGCAGCUGAUAUUUAGAGGCUAAAUCCUCUUACAUGUGGUCAAAUGCAGCUUUGCAGCUUGCAAGAUCAUACAAAAGCAUUAGCAUGAAUUAUUGCAUUGUAAUUACCUGAACCUCACCUGUGUCUCAAUGCAAUUACGAACAUUAAAUGCUCUGACGAAGCAACACUUUUUAAUGGUUUGUUGAAAAUGAUGUAAUACCCUUACUGUUACAAAGUUUUUUUUUGGUGCGCAUUUCUAGAUUUGACUUGUUUUUGUAGCCCACUUUCCUGCUUAACAGUAAUACUUGAUAGAUCUAUUAGGGCUGGGCGAUAUGUAAAUAAAAAAUAUUUUAGCGAUAAUUGCAUUAAAAAAUAUUGCAAUAUCCGAUUACAUCGUCAACCCCCAUGCCGAGGGUCGGUGAAUCUUUUUGCUUUAUUGAUUUAGCUUUAACAAAUUAAUUCAUUUAUUGAAACACAAAAAACUUAAAAGACAUUUCUAAAUUCAAAUUGCACUUUAAACUAAACUGAUCAAAAAAUCGUAUUUAACCACCUUAUUUAAACAUUUACCAUCUCCAGCGGCUCCAUUUGCCAUCAAGCAUCUGUCAACAACACCGGGUGGAAAAUUACGAAUAGUCUACAGAUGAAGAACUAAAGACAGUUAUAAAUGUAAAGAUAAUAAUAAUCAUAAUAAUAAAGCCUAAUAAAUUCCCUUGUGUUCCCAGUGUAAUGCUGCUAAAUGUGUUCUUAUCGAAUUUGUGUUUGUAUUGCACUUUGGUAAUACAGUUAAUGCUGCCUAAAGAAAAGAAAAUAUAACUACAAUUUUAGGUUCAAGGUGAAUGUGUCUUGUAUUACUUUAUGAUUUAAUCACUUUCAUCUUUGUAUCUUUAAUAUAAAGAUAUAUAUUAUUCACAAUGCAUGCUAACCACGUGGAAAUAAAGCAAACUAAACUCACAGCACCUCCUGAGAUAAUCGUAGAAAAUUUGCAGCAUUCUCAUUGAUGAAAUUAUUCUUGCAAACAGUUUUCAGACGAAUGAAACGGAGAAGGGAAAAAAAAAAGAGUGAAAACUCUUUACAUACGCUUGUUCCAUGAGACAGGCUCGCACUGCAUGCCUCCGAACAAACAGCGGAUCAGACACAAGCAGUACCUAUGUUUCCAUCUAAGUUGUGAAUUUAAUUUAUGAAAACAAUGUGCGGAUAAAGCCGCGUUUCCAUCCCUUGCGUUCAAAAGAACUAAAUUGUCACUUCCGGGGACAGGGCCGUAGCUAGUGGGGUGAAAUGUGGUAAUGAUUCUUGGGGCCCAAAGGUCCAUGGGGGCCCACAACAAAUUUGAAACUGUAUUAUUUUAAUGGGUAAGGGGCCCAGAGCAAUAUAUAUUCACAGGGCCCAGAAUUCCUUGCUACGGCCCUGUCCGGGGAAAUUGUAGCAACUGUGUGACUCUUUUAUUAAUAAAAUACUCGCAGUUUAGGACACGCAGACAAAACACUCUAAUAACUCGUUUCAUGACUGGAAAAGACAGCGCGUCACACAGUUCUGGGAGCAUGUGUGUGUGUGACUUUGCUGUGUGGAUCUAUAAGAUAUUCUUUAAAAGCAUCAAUAAACCUGCUCUUCGGGAAAAAGUGCGUGUUUGUGUUUAACUUAAUUGCUCUGCAAACUCUGUGCAGGCUUUGGAUUUUUAGGACACCAGUAUUUCAGAAUGACCAGGGCAACAAUUCAGUUGCGAUGAUUGGUCCACUGGUUCGUCCAGUUAUGAAUGAAUUAUUCAGUCAUAUGAUUUUUUUUUUAUGCGCAUCUUGUAUUUCUGUUAAAUUCAAUAGGAGUUUAUUCGGUAAAUGUGUUUCCAUCAUAGUUUAUGCACAUUUCUUCUUAUCGAAAAAAAAAUGCACCCACCUCAAGCGAGUGUGUAAGUUUUCCAUGCACAUUUUGGAGAUUUUAUUCGCAUCUUGGUGUUUCCAUCCAGCAGAUUUUAUACAAUAUCCUAAAAUGCGCAUAAAAAGUGCUGAUGGAAACAUAGCUAUUGACGGCUUUUCUUUUGUCUGUUCUUAAAAAUAUAAUAAAGAGUGUUUUUCAAGCGCAUGUCUUUGUGACUAACAGCAUUUCUUGUCAUGUGUCACUCCGAGACAUCUAACAGGUCGCCCGCCUGUUGCGGGUAGAUAAGCAAAAUUACCCGUACAUGAAAUACAUUUGGAUGAGAUGCUUGUGAACUGGAUUCAGUCUCGUCACAUUUUGCGGUUGCCGGGUGCUAGAUUCACACCCUGGGCUACUGUUUAAUAUAUUUGGCAACUUCCCAGAUCCAUGGUUUUGGCAUUUCCCGAUAUUGUCGAUCAUGUCUGUCCGGAAUCAGCAUUGGGAUCUUUGUAAGACAUCGUCGGUAUUCGAUUACAUCGUCCUAUCGCCCAGCCCUAAUAUCUAUGUGAUGCACUGUUUCUCAUACUAAAGAGGUUGUACCUGAAUGUUUGAUUUAUUCCAAAUAUCCACUAGGUUAGAUGGCCAUAAUUUAUCAAAGGGUUUACAUUUUCACCUAACCUGUAAGUUAGUGCCUCUGUGUUUAUUUAUUGAAUAAACAAAGUAUUGUCUCCA
This is a messenger RNA of Myxocyprinus asiaticus (Chinese sucker), 4959 nucleotides long. RefSeq names its product cyclin-D-binding Myb-like transcription factor 1. Gene Ontology annotation, cellular component: nucleus. The transcript has 17 exons. Gene Ontology annotation, molecular function: DNA-binding transcription factor activity, RNA polymerase II-specific; RNA polymerase II cis-regulatory region sequence-specific DNA binding. The coding region runs from base 265 to 2214 and encodes 649 amino acids. Gene Ontology annotation, biological process: regulation of transcription by RNA polymerase II. Lineage: Eukaryota; Metazoa; Chordata; Actinopteri; Cypriniformes; Catostomidae. The record is from RefSeq and is a predicted model, not a curated record.